UCUCUCUCUCCUCUCUCUCCUCUCUGUUCCUUAAUUUUUUUUCUCUCUCUGAUAGGGGUUUAGGGGUUUAAGUGUGUCUCCAAGAACUCUGGAUUUACGCUAACAGAUUCCGAUCCAUCGUAAUCGCUUUCCGGGCAAGCGUGAUAUCCUCUAAUAACAUCACCGAAUCACUCGAUUUUCAAGAAAUCAUAUAUUUUUCGUCAAUAGGAUUUGACCCACUUUAGGCUCUGGAAUCAGUAAAGAUCAAAGUUGAAACCUUUUGUCUGCUUUCUUGCUUUCCAUUAUUGCAGAACAAAGUUGAAUGCUUUUUUUUUGUCUAUUUGGGUCUAAAUCUCAUUGUCUCAGUCGAGUUUUGUUUUUUUGCGAUUGUAGCAGAAGAACAAAAGCCGAAGCCUUUUAUGGAUACCUCAGAAGACCCCAAAGUUGAUAUCUUGGAGUGUGGUGGGAAUGUGACUGAUGAGUCUCAAGAGGAAGAAGAAGAAGAAGAAGAAGGGUUGUGUCGUCAAUCCUCUUCCAGCUCCUCAUUUGGUGAUUCAUUCUGUGCUCGUGACGACGACGAUGAUGACAAUGAUUUUGAAGCCGAGUCAAUGUUAAACAAAGAUUAUCCAUUACCUGACACUUUUGGUGAUGGGGCUGAGCUGUUGGGUUUGAGGAAGAAGAAGAAGCUGACGGAUGAGUGGAGGAAGUUUUGUCAGCCUUUGAUGUGGAGGUGCAAGUGGUUAGAGCUCAAGGCUAAGGAGAUCGAGUGUCAAGCAAGAGGGUACGACAGGGAAGUUAGAAGUUACUAUCAGAGUAAACAGUUUGAUCUGGAGAAGUCAGGAGAAGGCUAUGAUGGUGAGAGUCAGAGGAUGAGUGUUUACAAGAGAGGAAGAAGGAGACGAGUUGAAGAGACAACAGAUGUUGCUGCUUAUAUCUCCAACCAUAACGUUUUCUCUUAUUCUGAAAAGCGGAAGCCAACAACGUUUAAAGCUCAGUGUCCUGUUCCUGGGCGGAAAGCUACAGUCAAGGAGGAGGAGGAAGAAGAGGUUGAGGAUGAUGAUUGUUUUGUUUCUGAGUCAGAUCGUUCUGAUGAUAUGCUAGGAGAGAUUCUGUGUAAGAUUGAUGAGGCGCAGGAUAAAGCAAAAAGAUUGAAGAAGCGUGUUGAUCAGCUCUUGUGCGAGUCUCAGGCUACUGCAACAAUAGCUCCAUCUCGGAGAGACUUUAGGGUGCAGAACGGUAAGCAACAUGCUCUUGUGGAGGAAGAAGAACCGUCUCUGCCUCAUAUUCAGAGAGAAGGGACGGUGCAAAUUGGAAGGCAGCGUAUCUCUGCUGAUCAUCAUACUGAAGAUUUGUCGAUGAUACCUCAAGCUCCUCCUCCUCCUUUUGAAAGCGAUGGGCAGUUUUUGUAUAACAUCUCUCCACUUCCGUAUGGGGGUUUAGGCUUUCCCACUAUCGAAGAUUUGCUGAUGGAUGGAUCAGAGAUGAAUGAUUAUGAAGCAGAACCGGAGCUUGAUGAUUGUUUCAGGAAGCUAAUGAAUGAGUUUGGAAAAGAUACUAUGUCAGAAGAAGCAGAUGAUGAUGAUGAAGAAGAAGAAGAAGAAGAAGAUCCUACACCGGCCACUAAGAGGCAUAAAACCUCUCACUGAAAACUAUUAUCUCUCUCUGUGUACAGAGCCUUUGUCCUCCUGCUUGAUCAGCAUAAAAGCUUCCUGAAAGUAGUAGUAAUAUUGGUAUAUUCUGUUCAUUCCCCCUCUCUCACACUCUAGUAACUCUUUUCAUUUGGCUUUUAAGAACUAUGAGACCACAAUAGGUUUCAGAGUUUGUGCAUAGUUAAAUGACUUCUUAUCACAGGAUAUUUUCUUUCUUC
Molecule: messenger RNA, 1846 nt
Organism: Raphanus sativus (radish)
Lineage: Eukaryota; Viridiplantae; Streptophyta; Magnoliopsida; Brassicales; Brassicaceae
Exons: 3
Coding region: 399-1625 (408 amino acids)
Source: RefSeq, a predicted model, not a curated record